Vicia villosa (hairy vetch) is the source of this 2567-nucleotide messenger RNA. RefSeq names its product pentatricopeptide repeat-containing protein At5g66520-like. The record is from RefSeq and is a predicted model, not a curated record. The transcript has a single exon. Gene Ontology annotation, molecular function: protein binding; RNA binding. NCBI's taxonomy places the organism in Eukaryota, Viridiplantae, Streptophyta, Magnoliopsida, Fabales, Fabaceae. Gene Ontology annotation, biological process: RNA modification. The coding region runs from base 294 to 1940 and encodes 548 amino acids.
UAAGAUAUAUUUAGGGAGAGAGGAAGUAGCCAUUACUACUUCAUCUGCCAUAUCACUAGUAUCUCCAACAAUUCUCAUCCAAGACUGUUCGGGCUAUUCAACGUUUGGAGUUACAAGUAAUGCAGAUAACAUGUUUGAUGAAUUUCUCUAAAAGACUGCUUAGAUUUUCUUAUGGUUUAAUCAAACUUUUGCUCUUUUAGCUGAGACUUUUGUUAAACAAAGAAAAGUAGAUGAAGCAUUGAGCAUUUUCAACAAGUAUAACUUUACGAUGUGUUGUUGAUUUUUGGGGUUGGAUGUUGACUAGUGGCUGUGUUCCUGCAAGCGGGAAACGAGUUAUUCAAGAGCGCAUCUUCUCGCUACUUCAAAGCUGCAACAGCGAAACAAACAUCGCUCAAAUUCAUAGCCAAGUAGUUCUUAAUGGCCUCUCUCACAAGAAUAACAUCAUCACCAAGCUUCUUUCAUUCUACACUGCCUCUGGUAAACUUCAACAUGCCCACAAGCUUUUCAAUCAAAUUGAUAACCCAAACAUUACCGUCUGGAACCACAUGAUUAGAGGCUAUGCCAGCAGCCAUACGCCUUGGAAAUCGGUUCAAUAUUACAAUCAAAUGGUGUCAACUGAGUUUGAACCUGAUGGGUUCACAUACUCGUUUCUCUUGAGUGCUUGUGUUCGGGGUGAGUUGGUAAAAGAAGGGGAACAGGUGCAUGCGACUGUUCUGGCGAAAGGGUAUUGCUCGGAUGUGUUUGUGAACACUAAUUUGAUCAAUUUUUAUGCGAAUCAAGGUGGCGUUGAGCAAGCACGCCGGGUGUUUGAUGAUAUGACUCAAAGAAGUGUUGUUAGCUGGAAUUCUAUACUUGCUGGGUAUGUUAGAUGCUGUGAUUUUGAUGCUGCGAGAGUUUUUUUUGAUAAAAUGCCACAGAAAAAUGUUGUGUCUUGGACGACCAUGAUUGCUGGGUGUGCGCAGAAUGGACAAUGUAAACAGGCUUUGUUGUUAUUUGAUCAGAUGAGGAGAGCACGUGUGGAAUUGGAUCAGGUGGCGCUGGUGGCAGCGUUAUCAGCAUGUGCUGAAUUAGGGGAUCUGAAGUUAGGAAGAUGGGUCCAUUGGUAUGUUAAAAAGAGGCAAAAAGAACCUUCUGUCCGCUUGAACAAUGCACUCAUGCACAUGUAUGCUAGUUGUGGAAUCAUUGAUGAAGCUUAUCAAAUGUUUACCAAGAUGUCUCGGAAAACCAGAGUGUCUUGGACUAUUAUCAUCAUGGCUUUUGCAAAACAAGGUCUUGGGAAGGAAGCGCUUGAUCUGUUUAAAGAUAUGCUUAGUGAUGGUGUGGAGAACAGUGGGGUAAGACCUGAUGGAACAACAUUCAUUGGAGUUCUUUGUGCUUGCAGUCAUGCAGGGUUUGUAGAGGAAGGGCGCAGAAUAUUUGAUUCGAUGAUACAUACUUGGCAAAUCAGCCCGAGGAUUGAACACUACGGAUGCAUGGUUGAUCUCUUGAGUCGUGCAGGUUGCUUAGAUGAAGCAUAUGAACUUAUUGAAACUAUGCCUUUUAAGCCUAAUGAUGCAAUUUGGGGUGCCCUUCUUGGUGGUUGUCGAAUACACAAGAAUUCAAACCUAGCAUCACGAAUUGCAAACAGGUUAGUUGCUGAGCUCGACAACAAUGAUCAAGCUGCUGGCUAUCUUGUGCUCUUAUCGAAUAUAUAUGCUUUUGCCGAAAGGUGGAAGGAUGUCGUUGCGGUGAGACAGAAAAUGAUUGAGAUGGGCGUGAAAAAACCUCCGGGUCAAAGUUGGAUCCAAAUUUAUGGGGUUGUUCAUAAUUUUGUGGUGGGUGAUAUGACUCAUAAGCAUUCAUCUUUAAUCUAUGAAACCCUUUGCGAGAUUACUGAGCAAGCCCGUGUGGAAGGCUAUAAACCAGACAUAACAGAAGUUCUAUUGGAUAUUGAGGGAUAGUAAAUAUAGGAAGAAAACAAUUUUUGCUUCUUGAAUUUUGGUUUUACAAUUAUUUUUGCUUCUUGAAUUUUGGUUUUACAAUUAUUUUUGCUUGUGCUUUAUCAGAACGCCAAGUGCUCAUUUUGUGGUUUUUCAAGCAUCUGGUGGUGAUUGAUUUUAGAACAUGAAAAAUCAGAAGGAAUCUCAUAUUGAGUUAAAAGCAGAUUUCAUAUACAAACACAACUUCACAUCUACUAACAGGAAAUGAUAUAUAGAAUGUUAGGGGUAGCCUCUCCACUUUAGUUUAAGACUUAGCAUAUUAUUAUCUAACUGAUAUCAGAGAUGACAUUUUACAUUAUAAUUCUUGUUGUAUAUUUCUUCAGGCAAGUAUUGUCACUAUUGGUGCUGUUAUUGAGGAGCUUCCAUAUGCUCAUGUAUCAUAGUAACAACUUGAUGUACAAGGAAUUAGUUGCCGAGGCGACAAACAGACCCGGUCUUCCUUUUCCUUUGAAGUAUACGAUGCAGCGCCUAGCUAGUCAUUUCAUGUUGUUGUAUGGGACAACUUGCUUAAUAGAUAAUAUGACACAUUAUUAUUAAAAUAACAUGAAAACAUUAACAACAAAAAAAACUAACUCAAUUGACAAUUUG